UGGAGUACUACUAUUUAUUCCUGUCUCAAAACCUGAAGUGUUUGUGGUCUGAUCUAAAAACCGAAAUUCUUAAGUCUUCUCUGUCAAAGCCUAAUAGAUUUGGGUGUAUUUGUUCGAAAAUUUUGAAAUAAAAUAAUGGGAGGAAGUAGUGCUACUGCUUUGCUCAAGGUUCUGCUUCACAACUUUGAUAUUCUUGCUGGGCCUGUGGUUAGUCUUGUUUAUCCACUGUAUGCAUCCAUCAGAGCUAUUGAAAGCAAGUCUCCUGUUGAUGAUCAACAAUGGCUCACUUAUUGGAUUCUGUAUUCCAUGAUCACUCUUAUGGAGCUCACCUUUGCCAAACUUAUUGAAUGCAUACCUAUCUGGUCUUAUGCCAAGCUGAUUACAACUUGCUGGCUAACUAUACCUUACUUCAAUGGCGCUGCAUAUGUUUACGAGCAUUUUGUGAGACCAGCAUUUGUGAACGCUCAGAAUCGGACUGUUGAUACCCAGCAUGUCCCAAUAAAGAAGGUUGUUUUUAGUAAGGAGGAUGAUACUGUAAUAGCGACAGAGAAGUACAUGAAGGAGAAUGGAACAGAUGCUUUUCGAGAUCAAAUUGACAAGGCCGAGUAUAGAGGGAACAAACUAAGGAAUAAGUAAGGUAUUUUUGACCGAUGAGUACACUACUGAGAAUGGCUGUCCGGAGACAGCAAAUCAAAUAGUCGUGUAACCUCGUCAGCAUAUUUUGAGAACAAGUCGACUUUUGGUAGGUCGUUGGCUUCCCAUGGCCGUUGUACUAUGUAAUAUUGUAAUGUAUGUGUUCAUGAUGUACAUAGCUUCUAGCUUAACUAAGGUGAUUGCGCGAAACAACAUGAUGUAUAAAUCUCUUUACGCUUCUGCUUACUAUCAUUUACAUAGUUGCUGUUAUAUGCAAAUAAUAGGGGGCUUUGUGCACUUGUACUUCUUCGUCUCACUUAAUUUUGGAUAUACUAUUUUAUCAUUUGCAA
This is a messenger RNA of Amaranthus tricolor (Joseph's coat), 983 nucleotides long. RefSeq names its product HVA22-like protein a. Lineage: Eukaryota; Viridiplantae; Streptophyta; Magnoliopsida; Caryophyllales; Amaranthaceae. The coding region runs from base 136 to 636 and encodes 166 amino acids. The transcript is spliced from 5 exons. The record is from RefSeq and is a predicted model, not a curated record.